AUGCGCCUGGCGCGCCACUCGCUGGGGCUGCAGACGCUGGGGCUCACGGCCCGCCGCUGCACCCGCGAGUUCGGGCUGCUGCUGCUCUUCCUCUGCGUGGCCAUCGCCCUCUUCGCGCCCCUGCUGUACGUCAUCGAGAACGAGAUGGCCAACAGCCCCGAGUUCACCAGCAUCCCCGCCUGCUACUGGUGGGCCGUCAUCACCAUGACCACGGUGGGCUACGGGGACAUGGUGCCCAGGAGCACGCCGGGCCAGGUGGUGGCGCUCAGCAGCAUCCUGAGCGGCAUCCUCCUCAUGGCCUUCCCGGUCACCUCCAUCUUCCACACCUUCUCCCGCUCCUACCUGGAGCUCAAGCAGGAGCAGGAGCGGGUCCUGUACCGCCGGGCCCAGUUCCUCAUCAAGACCAAGUCGCAGCUCAGCGGCCUGUCCCAGGACAGCGACCUCCUGUUCGGA
Messenger RNA from Carlito syrichta (Philippine tarsier), 453 nucleotides. RefSeq names its product potassium voltage-gated channel subfamily G member 1. The transcript has a single exon. Gene Ontology annotation, molecular function: delayed rectifier potassium channel activity. Gene Ontology annotation, biological process: potassium ion transmembrane transport; regulation of delayed rectifier potassium channel activity. The record is from RefSeq and is a predicted model, not a curated record. Lineage: Eukaryota; Metazoa; Chordata; Mammalia; Primates; Tarsiidae. Gene Ontology annotation, cellular component: voltage-gated potassium channel complex; membrane. The annotation marks the transcript as partial.